CACUUUUUAUGAGCCAAUAAUUUUGUGUAUCUCGAUCUACUCCUUGAGCCUACAUACAGUAUAUAUAUGGCAGGCUCAGGCAGCUUGUGGUGGCUUGCGGUGGUGAUUUUGAUGGUAUCAGUAUCAAAGCCUGCGUUCUCCAACCCACAAACCACCCUACUAGCCAGUGGAUGCAGCUCGGAAAAUGCUUCCAAUCCAUCAGAUUUUUUAAGGAAACUCAACGCCAGCUUUGCGGAUCUUGGCCACCAGUUAUCCGGAAGCAACAAAAGCUUUGCCACCACUGCAAAUCCUGUCUAUGCAAUGGCACAGUGUAGAAACUAUCUCUCCAAACCUGACUGUGUCGCCUGUAUCGAUGCCGCAGUGUUAGAAUCCCCAAGCUGCUUAAUCGCCCUGGGUGCCACUUUCAUAUAUGAUGGCUGCUUCAUCAGGUACGAGAGCUAUUACUUCUACGAUCAGAUUACAGACAGCAUAAACUGGCCACUUUGUGGUGAACGAACUGCCCGAAAACAAGACGUUUUCAAUACGACGGCAAAGCAACUACUCAAUGAGCUUCUACUUGCCACGCCCAGAAUUAAAGGCUAUUUUGCUACAGCAAAGCGGGUAUCUGCUGGUGGUGGUGGUGCCACCGCCUAUGCGGUGGCACAGUGUGUCGAAACAAUCACCAACAGUGACUGUAAGGCAUGUUUGACAAUAGCUUACAAUCACAUGCUGCGCAAUUGUUUGCCAGUAUCUGCAGAUGGAAGAGCUGCUGAAGUAGGUUGCUUCUUAAGAUACUCAGACACACAAUUUUUCCCUGAUAACCAGACAACUAACCUACAACCCUUUCUUCAUGGAGGGAGUUCAGGAAAGAAGAAAGCUAUUAUUGGGGGUGUAGUGGGAGGUGUAGGAAUCAUUUUGGUAUUAGCAGCCAUUUUCCUUUGGUAUAGACAAUCAAAAAACCCAAAGGCUUCAAGAAAAGGCAAUAUUUUGGGGGCAACUCAGUUCAGAGGUUCGGAGAACUACAAAUACAAAGAUCUGAAAGCUGCAACAAAGGAUUUCAGCGAAGAAAAUAAACUAGGUGAAGGAGGUUUUGGUGAUGUAUACAAGGGCAAGCUACAGAAUGGAAAUGUGGUGGCAGUAAAGAAACUGACAAUGAUUUCCAGUAGAGCAAUGGCAGACUUCGAGACUGAAGUUAGGCUUAUUACAAAUAUUCAUCAUCCCAAUCUCAUUCGUCUAUUGGGAUAUUCUGGAAACCAAGAAGAGCUGCUGCUGGUUUAUGAAUACAUGGCAAAUGCUAGCCUUGACAGAUGCUUAUAUCGACAGAAUCGGGGGAGGCUGAAUUGGAAGCAACGGGUUGAUAUAAUAUUUGGUACAGCUAGGGGUCUUUCCUAUCUGCAUGAGGUGUGCAUCAUCCACAGAGACAUAAAAUCCAGCAAUAUACUGCUUGAUGAUGACUUUCACCCCAAAAUUGCUGAGUUUGGUUUGGCAAGGCUUUCACCUAAAAAUAAGAGUCAUCUUACCACUAAAUUUGCAGGGACUUUGGGAUAUACAACGCCCGAGUAUGCAAUUCAUGGUCAUUUAUUAGAGAAAGUUGACAUCUACAGCUUUGGCGUUGUGAUCCUAGAGAUCAUUAGUGGGCGAAGGAGCAGUGAAAUGCGAGUUGAGCCUGUAACUGAGUAUCUCCUUGUAUUGGCAUGGAAACUGUACGAGAAUGAGGAACAUCUAGAACUAGUGGAUACGAGUUUAGACUCAAACGAGUAUAAAGCGGAAGAAGUGAAGAGAAUGUUGGAGAUUGCAUUGGUGUGUACACAAUCACCUUCCAAUCUAAGGCCAAGCAUGUCGGAAGUGAUGGGCAUGCUUUCAAGUAUUGAUGGCUCAAUCAUUCAGAGACCCCAAAAUAGGCCUACUAUUAUUACUAAUAAUUUCGAUAAGAGGGUACCUGCAGUCACUGCAACACCUUCUAAUGCCACCAUUUCACUUUCUGAAUUCUCAGGCCGCUAGCUAGGAGAAACGAAACGAAAAUUAUA
This is a messenger RNA of Ipomoea nil (Japanese morning glory), 2006 nucleotides long. RefSeq names its product cysteine-rich receptor-like protein kinase 2. Gene Ontology annotation, molecular function: protein kinase activity; ATP binding. Lineage: Eukaryota; Viridiplantae; Streptophyta; Magnoliopsida; Solanales; Convolvulaceae. The record is from RefSeq and is a predicted model, not a curated record. Gene Ontology annotation, biological process: protein phosphorylation. The transcript is spliced from 8 exons. The coding region runs from base 67 to 1980 and encodes 637 amino acids.